Molecule: messenger RNA, 1641 nt
Organism: Loa loa (African eye worm)
Lineage: Eukaryota; Metazoa; Nematoda; Chromadorea; Rhabditida; Onchocercidae
Exons: 10
Coding region: 1-1641 (546 amino acids)
Biological process (GO): respiratory chain complex IV assembly
Cellular component (GO): mitochondrion; respiratory chain complex IV
Source: RefSeq, a predicted model, not a curated record
AUGUCUGAUGCGACAGUUGGCUUAAAAGCAAGCAGAGAACGAUGCUACCAGUCACGGGACGAAUACUUUAAAUGUUACGAGGAGUAUAAAGAUUACGGUGAAUUCAAGUGUAGAAAACUGAAGGAGAAAUUCGAGAAGGACUGUCCUGCAGCAUGGGUCCCACAUUUCAUUCGUAAGCAUAACUACGGAAAGUACAAACAAAAGUUAGUGGACGAAGGGAUUUUACUUACAGAAGUGAAUAAUGCUGAUAAGGCGAAUAUUGGUGGAAACCGUUUGUUUCAUGUGACGGGUAAUAUACUGACUAGUUCUACUGUAUCUACUGUAUUCGGUGGUACCGACGUUCAUUCAAAACAGAAUUCAUCAACAAAAUUCCCGAGGACAAAUGCUGAAAAAUUAGCUUAUUGCGGUUGUGUAAAUGAUGUGCUGCAUGACGUUAGCGUUGAGCAGUUUUGUGAACGUAUGAAAAUGUUUGGUUGUAUGAAAUAUUUAAAUGCAUUGCGGAUCCUGAAAGAUAUUCACUACCUAAAGACAGGUCGUUUACUUUUGAGGCACUUAUGCUCCUCUUCAUCCUCACUACCACCAUACAUAGUGCUUGAAAUGAUCGAGAUGCUCGUUUGCAUUCACAUGGAAGGUGCCACUGAGAGAGGCGAUGAAGAACUUUGGCGAGAAUUGUUACGCCUAACGGAUAAAGUGCCAUAUUUCUUGAAACCUACUGUUUUGCUGCUCAUGAAAUCAUGUUGUCCCGUGAAUAUUAUGCCGAAAUUGCCAUCGAACCUGAUGUUACGUCCUGUAGUUAUCACUGCUUUGUUAGCCAAUUAUAUCCGUUUUGGGAAAAUAAGCCUCUUCCAAACAUUGCUUGCAAAAGAGACUGAUUAUGAUUUGUUUAAAAACGACCAAUUACUGCGAGUUCUCGCUUUGCACACUAAUUCUCAUCCAGCUGUAUCAUCUACUUAUUUGGAAUGUCUCUCACGGCGCAGUAUUACCUUAUUAGGUGACAAUAUGUCACAUUUCAAUUCCAUCAUCCGGAAAUAUUUGUCUGAUGAUAUGCAGUUGUUCUCCAGUGCCACGGAUCAAGAGAUUUCCGAUUUGAGGAAGCAUAUAAAACGAAAAGUAAAGCCUCUUGAAGAUCAGCAGUCACUGGUCGUUGAUGCUCUCAAUAUUUUAUAUACAGGUAUUAAUAAUGUGAGUUCAAAAUAUGGGAUUGACGAAGUGUUGCAGAAGUCGUUGAAUAUAUUUGCUAAUGUACUACUUAUUGUGCGAAAAGGUGGUGACACGAAUCGUGUGUGGAAUAAACAUGAUAAGUUCUGUAACUCUCGCUUGUCAGCAUUCUUCUGUCACAGAAUGAGUAACGAUGAUUUGUUUAUACUGUUAGCAGUCAUGGAACUUGGAAGAAAUGCUUACUUUUUGACAAACGACUCCUUUAUGAAUCAUCGCAAUAUGUUAACUCUGUCGGGUCAGUCGUUAUUUGACAGGUGGGUAGAGCAAAGAGCUGUGCGCUUGGAUAAUGGUGAUGUAAUUAUGCCUUCGAAAUUUGCUUCAUACGCACAUGAGACAGAGAAUGGUUACCACAUUCCUGUUAAAACAGUUAGCAAAUCGGUUGCCUUGUAUUCGUUUCUUUGCGGACGAAGAAAACAUAUCUAA